GAUGCGGAAGUGUUGUUGUUGCAGUGUUAUAAUGAAUUUUGCUGGCGUGUUUUGUUCCACUGUGUGAGAAUUUAAGAAAUUUUGUUUGGUGUACAACUGAGAGGUCGUCGUGUCUGCAAGUGCAAUGCUCAGCACAGAAUGAGUAUUGUCAUGUUGGUGUAAAAAUUCAGCGUUUAUAGACAAAAUUAUCAACUUUCAGUGUCAGCCCAAGGAAUGAUCUAAGUUAUUGACCCAUCCUCUGUGUAACGUGAGGUGUGCCUGAAACAGUCAUCAUGGGCAAGCGAACUGUCCAAGAUGCCACCAUUUCCGAUAUUCAAAAGAGGAAAUUCCCCUCAAAACAUUAUGUGUAUGUAAUACACAUUUCGUGGUCGGAUGGAUCCGUCAAUGUCAUCUACAGACGUUACAGUAAAUUCUUUGACUUUCAGGUGAAGCUGCUGAGUUUAUUUCCCGAGGAAGCCGGAGCUAAAAAUCCGACCCAACGAAUGAUUCCGUUCCUUCCCGGUAAAAAGUUGUUUGGGCGGAGCCACACGAGAGAAGUUGCAAACGGGCGGAUGAAACAACUCAAUGAAUACUGCAAACUGUUGGUGAGACUCCCUACCAAGAUAUCCGAAUGUGAUGAAGUGAUACAAUUUAUGACGCCAACCGCAGAGGACAUCAACCCACCGAAAGAGGACGGUGGUCAGAAGAAAUUCGGAAACGAGAUUGAUAUGAUCUCGGAUCCCAUCCAACCAGAGCAGUAUGUCGUUAUCGCAGAUUACAAGAAACAACAGAAGAACGAGGUGGAGCUGCAUGCUGGCGACAGCGUUGAAGUCUUUGAGAAGAAUGACAAUGGUUGGUGGUUCAUUAAUUCUAAUGACAAUCAAGGAUGGGCACCAGGGACUUUUCUGUCCAAGGGGGAUGGAACUGGUGAUGAAGAGGAGUCCAUCGCGGGAAGUGAUGAGCAUUACAUCACGAAUAACUCCUACAAGGGGCAGCAAGCAGAUGAAGUCAGCUUUGAGACAGGAGCUGUCUUGAAUGUUGUUCAGAAGUCCCUUGAUGGCUGGUGGAAAGUUAGUUACCAAGGCAAGACUGGCUGGGUACCGGCUGCAUUCCUUCAGCCGUAUAACGGACCAUCUGAUAUAACGGCCAAUGCACCAACUCAACGCAUCGGUAACGUCAUGAAUGUCUCGGAUAUCCUCAACAAGCGCAAAGCUGGAGAGACAGGGUUAAAAUCUGUUGGGACUGAAGCUAAACCCACACCACCGAGACGAUGUACAGUCAGGGGGACAGUGAGGAAGGGUGCAACGAGGAGUAAACGCCCACCUCCUAAGAAGAAAGAAUACUACACCGUCGCAGACUUUGCAAGCAGUGCUGGGGAUAGCAUCAGCUUCCAAAGUGGCGAGAAAGUUCAGGUGGUGCAAGAGUCCGACAGUGGUUGGUGGUUAGUGAAGAUCGGUGAAGAAGAAGGCUGGGCACCAUCCACUUACAUAGAAGCUAAACCUGAACCAGAGGCAGAAACCAGACCGAUAAGAUCCUCCAUUCAAUCCCUUGAUGAAGAAACGGGGGAGUCUAAGCCACCACGCCCCCCUCCCCUCAGAAAAACCAGCGAUGCCACACAAGGUCAAAGUUCGGCAAAAGGUCAAAGUUCGCCUAAUAUGUACAGGCCGGUGCCUACCCCGCCGAGUGAUGGUAACCGUAGUGCUUUCAGACCGAUAUCAAAUCAUGGCAGACCACUGCCUAUUGUCCCGGCAAAGAAACCCCUACCAAAUAAAAAAAUUACCUCCACACCACAAAACGGGGGAGGUUCUCCAGCAUUCCUCACAGCUCAGGCGAAUCUGAAACCAGUUAACGGCAAUGCCAAGAAAGUCCCUGUAAAGGUUACUCAGCCGAAGAACCAAUUACAAUCCAUGAAGACCCAGGAUAGCCAAUCAAAGCCGAGCAAGGCCGGGGGUUAUAUAACAACAGGUGCAUAUGCAAAUGAUGAUGAAGAUGGGUUUAGUUUUGAGGAAGGGGCUAAGGUGGAGGUGAUACAGGAGGAUGACAGUGGGUGGUGGUUGGUACGAAUCGAUGAUGUAGAGGGUUGGGCGCCGUCCACUUACCUUGAAAAAUUGUAAUGUAUGUAGAGAGUCUGUCACUGUAAUUUAUAUAGAGAAAUAUCAACAAGUCGUCAAUAAAAUGAUUGUUUAAGUUAAAGGAACACGUUGCCUUGGAUCGGUCGAGUUGGUCUUUGAAAAGCGUUCUGUAACCGUUUGUUAUACA
This is a messenger RNA of Asterias rubens (European starfish), 2238 nucleotides long. RefSeq names its product SH3 and PX domain-containing protein 2A-like. NCBI's taxonomy places the organism in Eukaryota, Metazoa, Echinodermata, Asteroidea, Forcipulatida, Asteriidae. Gene Ontology annotation, biological process: superoxide anion generation. Gene Ontology annotation, molecular function: phosphatidylinositol binding; protein binding; superoxide-generating NADPH oxidase activator activity. The record is from RefSeq and is a predicted model, not a curated record.